Oryctolagus cuniculus (rabbit) is the source of this 3311-nucleotide messenger RNA. It is a transcript of the gene EVX2, whose product is annotated as even-skipped homeobox 2. Gene Ontology annotation, cellular component: nucleus. The record is from RefSeq and is a predicted model, not a curated record. NCBI's taxonomy places the organism in Eukaryota, Metazoa, Chordata, Mammalia, Lagomorpha, Leporidae. Gene Ontology annotation, biological process: regulation of transcription by RNA polymerase II. Gene Ontology annotation, molecular function: RNA polymerase II cis-regulatory region sequence-specific DNA binding; DNA-binding transcription factor activity, RNA polymerase II-specific.
AGCCCAGACCGCCAGGGUCUCACGGCCGCUUCGGAAGCGCGCGGGCCGACCUCCGCGUUCCGCGCCGGUGCUCCCGGGUCCCCGCCCGCGUCUGCGGAUCUUUGCCUCUUGGGCUGCUGGUGGGCGGGCUGGCUCGGCGCUUCGGGGCUCUGGGCAGGGUGGGGCGCAAGCGCGCGAGGAGAUGAGGAGCGGCCUUGAGUGAAGAUUGAUCUUCGUUAAAAUGGUUGCCACCGGCGUCAUUAUGACUAUCAAAGUUAUCGCUAAGAGGCUCAGCCGCCGAGCUCAGGCCGCAAGGAGCCGCAGUCAGGCCGGUCGGCGACUCUCUGCGCCCGGACUCAGCGUUGGGACUACCCAGGGCCACAGGCCAAACCCCCGGGCGAGCAGAACCGGCUCGGAGCGGGCGAAGGACCGGAGCCUUCUUCCUCACUUCUUGUCUCUUCUCGCCUCCUACCUGGAUCUAUUUGUCUGCUCUGAAGCCGUCUUCAUUACCCACUGACAGGAGCUUGUAUUUAUUUGCUUAUAAACCUGUUACAAUAAAUGAUUAUUCGAACGGCGUCAUUCGUACCUUAAUGACGAGCGGGCGCUACUUUUUGAUGAAUGACAUCUCGGGCUCGGAAGGAUGUAUGGGUCAUUUUGACCAGUCAUUCCCUCGCUCUGGCAUCCCACAAUUUUUCCGCCUCCCUCCAAAAGAGAUAAUAAUAUUUAGAGGCGCUCGCUGGGACUGAAUGAGAAUUAGCCCCAGGCGCAGCCCAUCGUUAGGACGGGACAGCCGGGCCACUGUGACAUUUUUUAGAAAGCUGAGAUGAUGGAGAGAAUAAGAAAGGAGAUGAUUCUGAUGGAGAGAGGGCUGCACAGCCCCACGGCCGGCAAGAGGUUCUCCAAUUUGUCCGACACUCCUGGCAAUGCUGUGCUCGAGGCCCUGGAAAAUUCGCAGCACCCGGCUCGGCUCAGCCCGCGCCUGCCGUCCGCCCCCCUGCAUGGCGCUCUGGGAGACCUCCCCACCAAGGGCAAAUUCGAAAUAGAUACUUUGUUCAACCUGCAGCACCCGGGCAGCGAAAGCACCGUCUCCGCCGAAAUCGCCUCCGCCACAGAGAGCCGCAAGAAGCCGGGUCAUUAUUCAGAGACGGCCGCCGAGGCCGACAUGAGCAGCGACGUGGAGGUGGGCUGCUCCGCGCUGCGCUCCCCCGGCGGCCUGGGCGCCACACCGCUUAAGGAAAACAAUGGCAAAGGGUUCUCCGAGAGCGGCUCGGCUGCCGGCACCACGACGUCGGCGUCGGGCUCGGGCCUGGGCAGCCUGCAUGGAGGCGGCGGCGGCGGCGGAGGCAGUGGCGCGGGCACGGCGCUCGGGGGCUCCGGCUCUGGCGCGGAUCAGGUGCGGCGCUACCGGACGGCGUUCACUCGCGAACAGAUCGCGCGCCUGGAGAAAGAGUUCUACCGGGAGAACUACGUGUCGCGGCCGCGCCGGUGCGAGUUGGCCGCUGCGCUCAACCUGCCCGAAACCACCAUCAAGGUGUGGUUCCAGAAUCGGCGCAUGAAGGACAAGCGGCAGCGCCUGGCCAUGUCGUGGCCGCACCCAGCCGACCCCAGCUUCUACACCUACAUGAUGACGCACGCGGCCGCCACCGGAAGCCUGCCCUACCCCUUCCACUCUCACGUGCCGCUGCACUACUACCCGCACGUGGGCGUCACGGCCGCGGCCGCGGCCGCCGCAGCCUCCGGAGCCGCGGCCGCAGCUUCAUCACCCUUUGCCACCUCCAUCCGUCCGCUGGACACCUUCCGCGCCCUCUCGCACCCCUACUCCCGGCCGGAGCUGCUGUGCAGUUUCCGCCACCCGGGUCUCUACCAGACACCCGCAGCUGCCGCCGGGCUCAACAGCGCGGCCUCGGCCGCGGCCGCGGCGGCAGCGGCAGCGGCCGCGGCCUCUUCAGCGGCAGCCGCCGGGGCGCCCCCCAGCGGCGGCUCCGCGCCCUGCUCGUGCCUCAGUUGCCACAGCAGUCAGUCGGCUGCCGCCGCCGCCGCGGCCGCCGCCGCGGCCCUGGGCUCCCGAGGUGGCGGCGGCGGCGGCGGAGGAGGUGGCGGCGGCGGCACAGGGGCUGCGGGGGCCUCGGACUUCGGUUGCAGCGCCGCGGCGCCGCGCUCCGAGAGCGGCUUCCUGCCCUACUCGGCCGCCGUGCUUAGCAAGACGGCUGUGAGCCCGCCGGACCAGAGGGAUGAGGCGCCGCUCACCAGAUAACUACGUCGCAACCGCCAGGGGGCCGCGCCUGGCGCUCUGCGUGUGCCCGGGCGUCCCCCGGGGCGCCCCCUGUGCCCUCCGUGCGCUGCCCGCUGCUACCGCUGCCGCCAGGGGGCGCCCCGGGGCGCGGGAGGCCGAAAGGAACUUGCCCCGAACUGGGGGGAAGGAGCCGGCACGGAAGCCUGGCGGGCGUCCCCCCGAAUUAUUUCUAUUUUUGUAUUUGCCGCCCAGCUAUCUCCCCUCCUCUCCGUCCUCUAAAGUUUGUUUCCCGCCGCCCAGACCCCACUCCCCCCAACCCCAACUCUGUCCUGAGCUCUUGGUCUCCCCGAAGACAAUCCUCCCGAACCCCCCAAAGCAGUCCUCCCAGGUUUGGAGCCUUGGCUGUGCGCCGUGGGGCCCAGGGUACUCGGCUGAAGCGCGCCGCCACAGCAGUGGAGAACCGCGACAAAGGAGAAACGAAAAAGGGCGUGCGCGCUGCUGGGCCGGGGAGUCUGCCCCGGGGUUUCCGCUGCGGCCCCCUUUCUCCCACCCGCCCUUUCUUUCCUUUAAAUGGGGUGCAAGGAGGCGGCACGGUGUCUCUCAGCCUCGGCUUGUUGGGGGCCCUGUCGCAGGGGAGCGGGACAGAGGUCUGAGGAGAGGGCCGGCAGGGCGGGCGGAGAGCGCGAGCGGCCUCGGCGUGUGCGUGAGGUGGUUCACCGCGGGCGCGAGCGAGGCCGGCGGGCUGUGGCUGCCUUCCCGGGGAGGGACAGAGCCGAGGUGGACGGGGUGGCGAUCGUGCCGCCGCCUCCUCGCGCCACCGCGGGGGUCUUUUUGGUCUUCGGUGUCCGUGUUAAUGGAGAGGAAGCGUCUUGCAUAUUUUAUGCAAAAAGUGAGAGCUAAUGAGGUUGCCUCAGCUAGGUCAGGGAAGGAGAGGCCGGCAAGGAGAAGGAAAAAGAAAAAAAGGAGAAGGAAGGGAAGGCGCGGGCAAGAUUGACGGAUCGCCGCCGAGUGGAGAGGGACUCUGUCGGCACCGUUCCCCAACGGCCGGGUUCCCUGCGAUCCGGGAAAUACUUGAAUCUCCAGAUAUGUGAUAUUACCC